This is a messenger RNA of Anguilla rostrata (American eel), 1848 nucleotides long. RefSeq names its product potassium channel, subfamily K, member 6 (gene kcnk6). The coding region runs from base 775 to 1719 and encodes 314 amino acids. Gene Ontology annotation, cellular component: plasma membrane. Gene Ontology annotation, biological process: potassium ion transmembrane transport; stabilization of membrane potential. Gene Ontology annotation, molecular function: outward rectifier potassium channel activity; potassium ion leak channel activity. The record is from RefSeq and is a predicted model, not a curated record. Lineage: Eukaryota; Metazoa; Chordata; Actinopteri; Anguilliformes; Anguillidae. The transcript has 3 exons.
UAUAGCUACAGACUCCUAGUUAGACGAAAACGUAAACAUGCUGCUGAAUCGUUGACUACGAAGGCAUGUGACCGGGCUUUCGAUCACUUUAACACGAAAUAGGCUAUUCUUACUGUAUUUAGCAGUUCAAAAGGGCAGACGCGCAAAAGCAGCCGAACUGCACCAUCAGCAAUACGAUUUGUGUUUAUGAAUAUCUUGACAGUUUGCCGAUACUUAAGACCCGAGGUCUCUUUAUAUCUUAGCUGCAAUAACUAUUGCAAAUAAAUCAGAUAUUUUAACGUUUUAAUCUGUCGUUGGCAGAGGGUCGAGUCAUAUAAAAGUUAUCUUUCCAAAACCCGACUAAAAUCGCCGAUUUGCUAGAUCUCUGCGGUGGAUCGCCACAACUACUCGCUGGGGUUUGGUGCAUUUUAUAGGCUACAUUUUUAACUGUUUACCUAUUGCAGCGUGUGCCACAUAAGCAAAAACAGGCUAUGUCGGUAUCCACACGCCUGAUGUGUCUGCACCUCUCUUACCAACGUGCUGAUAUUUGAGGCUUUCAUGAAGGGACUUUACAUGAAAAGUGGGCUACGUAAAUUCUUCCUAACACUGUAAAAGGGAAUUUUUUAGAAAGUUGAGUUUGAUAGAAACACUGUCCCGGAUAUCCUGACUAGCUUCAAGUGGUGGGUGGAGGAAACAAGAAGGUGGCGUUGAUGUGUGAGAAUCCGGCAGUUAGUACUAGAGGGACCAGGCAGAAAUCAGUUGUCUCAGAAGUAAAGGCUAGGGUGAGAAGUGGACAUGUCGUCGUCUUUAAAGUCGUGGGCUCUGCUUGCGUGUUUCGUCCUGUUGUACAUAACUUACCUCUUGCUUGGAGCUCUCGUUUUCUCCAGCGUAGAGAAACCCGAAGAGGAGAGACUGAGGAGGGAACUCGGUUUUCUAAAAGCAGAGUUUCUCAACCACAGUUGCGUGAAUAUAACAUCCCUCGAAAACUUUAUGGAAAAGAUUUUGAAUGCGAAUAAGUAUGGGGUGUCAAUACUUUAUAAUUAUUCCGAGAGCUCAAAUUGGGAUUUAGCUUCAUCAUUGUUCUUCGCCAGUACGUUGGUAACGACAGUAGGAUACGGUCACACCACGCCCCUGUCGGACGCUGGCAAGGCCAUGUCCAUCCUCUACGCCUUUGUGGGGGUCCCCUUCACCAUGCUGGUGCUGACCGCCUGCGUGCACCGGCUCAUGCACCUGUUCACCUACUGGCCCAUCGCCCUGUGCCAGCGCCGGGCCGGCUGCCUGCCCAGGACGGCCGCCUCCGUCCACUUCCUGGUCCUGCUGGUGGUGGUGGUGCUCUGCUUCCUGGUGGUGCCGGCCAUCCUCUUCUCCGCCAUCGAGGAGAGCUGGUCCUUCCUGGACGCCUUCUACUUCUGCUUCAUCUCCCUGUGCACCAUCGGCCUGGGCGACUACGUCCCCGGGGAGCAGCCCGGCCAGAAGCUGCGGCCGCUCUACAAGAUCUCUGUCAUGGUCUACCUGUUCGUGGGACUGAUGGCAAUGUUCCUGGUGUUACGCGCCUUCCACAAGCUGGCGGACCUGCAGGGGCUGACGGCCUUCUUCCAGCUCUCUCACUGCGAUGAAGAGGAGGAAGACGAAGAGCCCAUCGUGGAGACGGGCCCCAAAGACCAGCCUGAUGCUGACCGGGCAUCCAGCAAGCCCCUAGACCCCAGCUCGCGGGUGUCCUACAACUCAAUCAACAGAUAGGGACUGCCCCCCCACAGGUAGCGCCCAAUUUCCCCAUAGGAAAUGCUGCACAGCCAGGACUGACAGACACAGUAGCGUAUCAAACCUGGACAGUCAGGACAGACGGACAGACACAGCAGUGGAUCAAAC